Salvia hispanica is the source of this 1082-nucleotide messenger RNA. Lineage: Eukaryota; Viridiplantae; Streptophyta; Magnoliopsida; Lamiales; Lamiaceae. The record is from RefSeq and is a predicted model, not a curated record.
CCUAAAAGGUAAAAUCUAACUCUUCCUGAAACUUCCCCAAUCAUCACGCCACAAUCAAAACCAAUGAAAACCCCUUAAUCUGAUUGAUUUCUCAUUCGAUAUCUCUUACUCUCGCGAGUUGCUGUUUAAUCGAAUGUUUCUUGAUUCUUGAAACUCAGAUAUUUCAGCCUGCAAUUUUUUAAAGAUCAAUUUUUUCUUCUCAGAUACUUGAAUACAUACAGAUUGAGCAGAAAGGAAAUAUGGGUGUUGGUUUAUCCGUCCUCAUAGGCUUAAAGUGUGCAACUUUAUUCAUCUUCUUCCUCUCCCUCCGAAUGUUCGAGUUCACUCUGCUAUCAAUCCCCUUUCUUUAUGCAUCUCUCGUGUCAUUCUUGGUUUCCAUCGCAUCCCAUCCAUCAAUCAAUCUGCCAAUCCUCUUGGGCAAAGGGUCAGAUGGGAAUUUCCCAAUCUGGUCAAUGAUCAUAUACAGCCCUUACCUCUAUUUCGUGAGGGCUUUUUCCUUCAUCAGAAGGUUCACUAGUGGGGAGCCUCCAUAUAGCAAGAUUGAUGAGGGGUUGUAUGUUGGGGGCUGGCCUUAUGCCCCUGAUAAGCUGCCUCCUGGCAACCCCGCGAUCGUUGAUUGCACGUGUGAGUUGCCGCGGAAGAGGGAGAUCACGGGGAGCGCGUACCUCUGUAUUCCCACGUGGGAUACGCGCUCCCCUGACCCCGGGGAGAUUGAGAGGGCUGUGAAAUGGGCUUGCGGGAAGCGGACUCAGGGUGUCCCGGUUUUCGUGCAUUGUGCUUAUGGCCAUGGGCGAAGUGUGGCUGUAAUGUGUGCGCUGCUGGUUGCUCUUGGGUUGGCAGAAGAUUGGAAAUCUGCGGAAAAGAUUAUCAAAGAGAAACGCCCUUACAUCCGAAUGAAUGCUCUUCACCGAAAGGCCUUGGAAGAAUGGUCUAAGGACAGGUUAUCCACUCCAAAAAGAUAAGGCAGAGAAGCAUGGACCAGAUACUUCUAUUCUUCAUUUUAUCAUUGUAUUCUGAUACUACAAAAGUAAUUUCCCAAUUUCUGUUAAUCAUAUAAAAGGCCAGUGUCUCUCUCUCUCUCA